AUGCCCAGUGUCCUCGCCGAGAGCGAGCGCGCGCCGCGCGGCCCAGAACGAACUCCACUUUCCGGGCCUUGCGGGCAGCCGAGCUGCCGAGUUUCUGGUCGACCCCGGCGCCCAGGAGAUGCGCUCGUUCUUCUAGAAGACCACGGCAAAGGACCCUGGAGGGACAGUGGGUUAGGAGCGGGGCUGCUAACUGAAAGAGUAAGCAGCUGGAAACGACCAACAGCCCCAUGCUCCACUCCUGUAGAGACUGACUGUCUGGGGAACCCACAGGGAUAUAAAAGGAGAGAAAAGUACGUCGAUCUGUGGAACAACUACCACCAAGAAAUUAGAACCAGGAAUGGAGCAAGUCCUCUAGCCUCGGGCUCCCUGCACUGCGAACCUCCUAGACCCAGGGGAAGAUUGAUGCCAAAGACACACUGGGCAGCAGAUGAUGAAAGUAACAAGAAAGUUCCUUCAGAGCCCACAGAGAACUGCUAUCCUAGAGCCUCUGCCCUGAAUCUAACCUUCUGGCUUCUCAAUGGUGAAGGAAUAAAUGUCCAUUUGCUGAAGCCAUCCACUUUUGAUGGUAAACCUAUGCUUCGCCAGGGAGAUACUGGAGACUGGAUUGGAACAUUUUUGGGUCAUAAGGGAGCCGUUUGGGGUGCAACACUGAAUAAGGAUGCCACCAAAGCCGCUACUGCAGCGGCAGAUUUCACAGCCAAAGUGUGGGAUGCUGUCUCGGGAGAUGAAUUGAUGACCCUGGCCCAUAAACAUAUCGUCAAGAGCGUGGAUUUUACUCAGGAUAGUAAUUAUUUGUUAACUGGAGGACAAGAUAAACUGUUACGCAUCUAUGACUUGAACAAACCUGAAGCAGAACCUAAAGAAAUUAGUGGCCACACUUCUGGUAUUAAAAAGGCUCUAUGGUGCAGUGAGGAUAAGCAAAUUCUUUCAGCUGAUGAUAAAACUGUUCGCCUUUGGGAUCAUGCUACUAUGACAGAAGUAAAAUCUCUAAAUUUUAAUAUGUCUGUUAGCAGUAUGGAAUAUAUUCCUGAGGGAGAGCUCUUGGUAAUAACUUAUGGACGAACUAUUGCUUUUCAUAGUGCAGUAAGUUUGGAUCCAAUUAAAUCUUUUGAAGCUCCUGCAACCAUCAAUUCUGCAUCCCUUCAUCCUGAGAAAGAAUUUGUUGUUGCAGGUGGUGAAGAUUUUAAACUUUAUAAGUAUGAUUAUAAUAGUGGAGAAGAAUUAGAAUCCUACAAAGGACACUUUGGUCCUAUUCACUGUGUGAGGUUUAGUCCCGAUGGAGAGCUCUAUGCCAGUGGCUCCGAAGAUGGAACAUUGCGACUGUGGCAGACGGUUGUAGGGAAAACAUAUGGCCUGUGGAAAUGUGUGCUUCCUGAAGAAGAUAGUGGUGAGUUGGCGAAGCCGAAGAUCAGUUUUCCAGAAACAACAGAAGAGGAAUUAGAAGAAAUUACUUCAGAAAAUUCAGAUUCCAUCUAUAGUUCAACUCCUGAAGUUAAAGCCUGAUCAUCAGGCAUACGCCACAGAUACAGUAUGCAACGUACGGACUGAAAAAAGCAAGCAGAGAAACGCAUGCAUUUUACAGGGCUACUCUCUGCUAAAGGCAAACCAGGGCAGCAAUUAAAGGGGAAUCCGAAUUAGCUCCAGCACGGGGACUAACCUUGGUUACCUGUAAGUGAGACUCAAGAUGAUCAGAAAGCAGGUGGAGUUAAGACAGCCUACUGUCCUUCAGAUUGAAUAUGUGCAAGCCAACAUCCAAUUCCUCAUGGUAUAAUUAGAAUUCUUGUAGUUGUUUAUGUUAUUAUGGAGAAAAAAUAUAAUGGCCUAUUUUUCUGACUUCCCUUAAAGCAGAAAGACUUUUUGCUUCAGUUGUAAACAAGAGGGAAUGCAUUUAUAAAGUAAUUGGUUUGAUUUCUUUUCAUUGUACACUGCUUCUGAACAUCAUCUACUUGUUUUUAGUUGUCUAAAUAAAAUGCCCCUAAAACAA
Messenger RNA from Echinops telfairi (small Madagascar hedgehog), 1984 nucleotides. RefSeq names its product serine/threonine kinase receptor associated protein (gene STRAP). Gene Ontology annotation, molecular function: RNA binding; protein binding. Gene Ontology annotation, cellular component: SMN complex. Lineage: Eukaryota; Metazoa; Chordata; Mammalia; Afrosoricida; Tenrecidae. The transcript has 13 exons. The record is from RefSeq and is a predicted model, not a curated record. Bases 1 to 1503 code for a protein of 500 amino acids. Gene Ontology annotation, biological process: spliceosomal snRNP assembly.